Messenger RNA from Doryrhamphus excisus (bluestripe pipefish), 1797 nucleotides. Its product is annotated as fibroblast growth factor 10-like. NCBI's taxonomy places the organism in Eukaryota, Metazoa, Chordata, Actinopteri, Syngnathiformes, Syngnathidae. Gene Ontology annotation, molecular function: growth factor activity. The record is from RefSeq and is a predicted model, not a curated record.
UCAAAGACCCGACGAACGGGAGGAGGAGGAGGAAAAGUCAAGUCUGUCCCGUAAGACAUCUGCCUCAGUGCCCCCCCUUCACCCCCUUGCUGUGUGGAGGUGUGUGGUUGUUUGCAGGGGUCGGAAUAAAGAUGAGGAGAGACUAUCUGACACAAGCUUGGAGUGGCGGAAGGUUUUGUUAACAAGACUUGGACUGUGGAGAGUCUGGCAGGUAGCAACCACACUGGACUGCCCAUUAUUUCAAAUCAGUGGAUGAUGAUGAAAACGUCAUCCAAACCACCUGGAUCUCUAUGAAUAUUUUUGUUUAAUUGGAGCAGCUGUUUGGAAGUCGGACUCAGCCAAGAGAACAUUUUCAACAGUUUAGACUGAACAAAAACAGCAAAGGAAAGCAGAAGAACGGGUUUGUUACUGGAAGACAUUUCCACUUAACUGAAGUUCAUUCCAACCCAUUUGCUUCCCUAAGUGUGAGUUGGAUCGGAGACUUUUUGAUUACCCAAAGGUUGAGACUUCAGAGGAAUACCAGCUGGACACUGAGCAGCUUUUAAAUCAAACCGGAGGAUUUCAUACAGGUGCUUCAUCAUUUGGAUUCUGUAGGGGGAAAGCUCUCACCCGGCGUGGACUGUGGAGGGCUCCCCUCCCUGCCCUCCCAGCCUAUCUGUGUCCCCAGCAGCAUGUCCCAGGCUCUGAGGCUGCCUCUAGUCCUCCACACAGCACACUACCAUGAUCAGAUGGGCUGCUGGAGGGAGUAAGGCUGCCUCGUCCUGCUCCAGGACUGACUUUGGGGCUCAUUCUUGUUCUGGGACCAACCUCUCCACGCUGUUUUCCUCGUGGUCUCUGCCUCUCCUGCUAGCCCUGGUAGCUUUCGCUUUCACCCUACCCGGAGCAGCCUGCCAUCAGCUCAGGAGAGACAGACCGAGGAUCACUGGACCGCAAAGCCACAUGGCUACGCUGAACAUUUCUGAAAGCGAGGUCGUCUACAAGUCCAGGGUCACCGGAGGACCGCAGGGGAGGCAUGUACGCAGUUACAAUCAUCUGCAGGGGGACAUCAGGAGGAGGAAGCUGUUCUCGUUCCAGAAGUUUUUUCUGAGGAUCGACAAGAAUGGAAGGGUCAAUGGAACUAAGAGCAAGGACGACCCCCUCAGUAUUCUGGAAAUCACAUCAGUGGAUGUGGGAGUGGUGGCCAUCAAAGGGUUGCACAGUAACUACUAUCUGGCUAUAAGCAGGAAAGGAGAGCUAUACGGAGCGAGGGAGUUUGGCAUCGACUGCACCCUGAAGGAGCGCAUAGAGGAGAACGGCUAUAACACGUACGCGUCAGCCGAGUGGAAGAACAAAAAGCGGCAGAUGUUUGUAGGUCUGAACAUCCAUGGGAGGCCUGUGAGAGGGAAGAAAACACGCAGGAGGAACACAGCCACCCACUUCCUCCCAAUUAUGGCAUGAUGAGCCCAGGGAGUCAAAUGGGGGGGGAAGGACAAAAGGCAGCACUGGCUAAGUUCUCAAGAUGAAGACUUUGAAAAAAGAAAUAAGGCACUAACACUGACAAAGAAGUUCAUAUUGUGUACUUUAUUUGAAGGAGAAGGGUAUGUCUGUGUUUGCUGUGGCACAGGAUGCAAUAUUUAUCUUUUUCUGUGCCAAAAAGCUGGAAAUCAAUGGCGAGUAUAGAGACAGACAUAUGGGCAACCUUAUCAUUAAACACUAGAAAACACAACACUUUGAUACUUAACACCCCGUGUUUUUUUUUUUUGUUUGUACUGUAUGGAUUUAUUUAUUUUAUGUCUAUUUAACUGGAGGGGAACACUU